This is a messenger RNA of Kwoniella botswanensis, 1671 nucleotides long. RefSeq lists its product as uncharacterized. The record is from RefSeq and is a predicted model, not a curated record. Bases 1 to 1671 code for a protein of 556 amino acids. Lineage: Eukaryota; Fungi; Basidiomycota; Tremellomycetes; Tremellales; Cryptococcaceae. The transcript is spliced from 3 exons.
AUGGGCAACAUCGACAUAUCCGAUAGGACAAUCUUAUCCACUAUUUGGGAAGUGUUGGAUAAAACACCAAAUGAACUCUUUGGAUGUCCCGCAAUAUCCCUUGAGGAACUCUAUAGAACUCUGGACACCACAUACGAGACUCUCAAUUCUAAUCCUAUCAUCGGCCUAUUGGAUGAACAUAGUGGAGAUCUAUUGGGAAUCAAUCAUAGAGUAUCGCUCAAGUCGGUUAGGAAAGGUGAAAAGAAAGAACACUGGAUAGUAUUCCAACCGAUACCUGGGAAGGUGCAGCCAGGCAACCGUAAAGCCAGCUCAACCGUAUCUACCAGCAAGCCAGAUAAAACAAGCGAUUCGAAGAUGGAUAGUAACACCUCGUCUUGGCAAGACUUAGGUGAAAAGGAAGGGAAGACCUUGGAACUGUUACCUAAUUUACCAGGAGGAUCCAAUCAUCUAUCCCACCGUACAGCCCCAAAAUCAGCUAGAGAAAGGAUAUUUUCUGUUCUUGGCAUGAGAAAGGAGAAAUAUCGUAAUGGCAACGGUAGCGACAAGUCCUCGGUUGAGAGAGUGAUACAAGGGCAUGACGGGAUUAGUGUCGAAAUGGACUCUACUGAUCACGGAGGACAGCGGGAUUUGCCAUCACAUCACAACUCGCCAAGCCUAGGAAGGUCUGUUUACAGUAAGGAGAGCGAUAAGGGAGAUUGGUUGAAGGAGACUCAAGCUUGGAAAGAUGAGAGAAAGAAACCCGAAAGAAAAGGGACGGAGUGGAGUAUAAUAGAUGCUUACAAUUACACUCCCCAAAAUGAUCACUUUGCAGAGAUCGAUAUUAACCAGACAAGAGAAAGGAAUCAUGCGAAUGUUGACGAAUCAGAGAGAGGGACAGGAGAAAGAGAUAUCACACCAAAUGAAGAGAUUAAGUUGGAUCAACACCAAGUAAAAACAAGUAAUGUAGGGGCUGAGGUGCAGGACAAGCAUGAAGAAGAAACACGGGAAGAGGCACAGCCAGAAGUGAAGACCAAAUUUGAUUUCACUGAUGAAAAUGACAUAUCUACGAAUCAACGGGUUAGCCCAGAGUUGAAUGGUGAUUAUUAUGACUAUCAAGCUAUGCACGGAAGGCAUGAAGAUCUCGAAGUUGGAGACAUUGGUGUCGAGCCCAAGGGUGAAAGAUCAAGAACAGAUAGUAAAGAUCGCAAGAAGGAUAAGCUUAAGCAUAGAAGCAAGGAUGAACGAAAGAAUAGGAGGAAAGACCUAGAAUCUGGUUUUGAGAUAAAUUCGAUUUCGGUGGCUGAUAUCACCUCGAGUGAAGAAGAUAGUAAGGCUAAGGAUGGAAUCCGACACAAGUCCAUAAGAAGAAAGUCCGGUAGACGUAACCGGAAACCGCCUGAGGAUAAGAAGAGAAGUCACAAAACCAGGUCAAGAUCGUCCAGCGAUGAUGAAAUUAUCUCGGAAAACCCCUCUGAUCAAUAUUCAUCAGAAUCAGAAGAACACCAUGAAGACCACAAGGUCCCAGGACCACCCACACCAUCUUUUCUCAAAGCCUUUGAGGGAUUACCUUUCGAACCUGAUAUUAGCAUUAUCAAUUCCCUCUCAUGGUUUAAAGAUCGAUAUCACCUAAUCUUAGCUGAGUUGAUUAUUUUGUUGAGCAUAGUAUAUAUACUUCAGGCUAGUGGUUUGUAG